Messenger RNA from Aspergillus heteromorphus CBS 117.55, 1051 nucleotides. RefSeq names its product glycosyl transferase. Gene Ontology annotation, biological process: mannosyl-inositol phosphorylceramide biosynthetic process. The record is from RefSeq and is a predicted model, not a curated record. Gene Ontology annotation, molecular function: mannosyltransferase activity. The coding region runs from base 1 to 1017 and encodes 338 amino acids. NCBI's taxonomy places the organism in Eukaryota, Fungi, Ascomycota, Eurotiomycetes, Eurotiales, Aspergillaceae. The transcript has 3 exons.
AUGGCUCAGGCGCGAGUCCGACUGCUGCUGCUGGUGACACUGGGAUGUCUCUUGGCCGGCCUCUUCUCCCCCCUCCUUUGGAAACUAUACCUUCUCCUCCGUCUGCCAUUCGUGUGGAAAGCCUCAUCAGUAGACGCCGUCAUCUCUCUUCAGCGUGAUGGCUUCGACCUCACAUUCGCGGCGUACGAAAGCAACUACACUGUCACAGACCCCCUCAUUCCCGCGAGACUCCAUCAUGUCCAUCUAGGGGGGCAACUGCCGCGAGCAGAGUGGAGCGCCGCUCGUGAGGAAUGCAUCAAGCGGCAUCCCAACUGGGAGGUAUUCCUGUGGGAUGACCGCAAUGCCAGCCACUUCGUGCAGAAUCGUUAUCCGCAUAUCCUGACCAUGUGGGAGGGCUACCCGUAUCUGGUCCAGCGAGUGGAUGCCUUACGCUAUAUGAUCUUGCACACUUAUGGAGGUGCGAUACUGGACUUCGACCUCGCAUGCAAGCGCUCCAUGGAGCCCCUGCGCCAAUUCGAAUUCGUCGCACCGGCGGCCAAUCCCGUCGGAAUCUCCAUCGGCAUGAUGCUGGCGUCUCCGAAUAGUAGCUACGUGGGCGAUCUGGUUCGGAACCUGCCGCGCUAUAAUCUGCGAUGGUCGUUCCUGCCCUACAUCACCGUCAUGUUCAGUACCGGCUGCCACUAUGCGUCAACGAUCUACACCCUCCAAGCCAAUACCUCCCCCCUCCGCAUCCUCGCUGGACCACCGUCCAUCCCGAAACUGCACAUGCUCAACGGCUACGUCGACACCCCGCUCUUCCGCCACUUGGGAAGUUCUUCUUGGCAUCAGCAAGACGCGCGGCUGAUCAAGGCCUUUGCCAAUGUUGAUCAGCGAAUAUCGUUUGCGGUGAUAUUGGUCGUUGUGGUGGGGACAUGCUGGUCAGGGGUGUUGUGUGUGUCGCGGGUGCGGCGAUGCCACCAGGGACGGGAAUCGUGGGUCUCGCUGCAGGAGGGGACGGAUGCGUGGAAGCGUGUAUGAUUUUUUUUUGUCUUGUAAUUAUUGGCCUUUGUAG